UCGGUUGGUGAAACCUCACCUUUAAACCUGUGCUCUCUCCCUCUACCCAAUCCUUUUUUUCCUUGCACCAACGAAACGACAUCACAUCACCUGCCAUGCCGUCCGAAACCAAGCAGCAGCCUGAAACGGCAGGAAAUUUUUGGGGCGAUACGCCGGAGGAGGAGUACUAUGCGUCUCAAGGAGUGAUAAAUAGUAAGUCGUAUUUUGAAACGCCGAACGGGAAGCUGUUUACGCAGAGUUUUAUACCGUUGGAUAAGAAAGUCAAAGCAACGGUAUACAUGACUCACGGCUAUGGAUCAGAUACUGGUUGGUUGUUUCAGAAGAUUUGUAUUAAUUUUUCGACUUGGGGUUAUGCUGUUUUCGCCGCUGAUCUCCUCGGCCAUGGUCGAUCUGACGGUCUGCGUUGCUAUAUGGGUGAAAUGGAGAAAAUCGCAGCCACGUCCUUAUCAUUCUUCAAGCACGUGCGCAACAGCAAACCGUAUAAUGAAUUACCAGCCUUCUUGUUUGGCGAAUCAAUGGGUGGGCUCGCGACAAUGUUAAUGUACUUCCAAUCAGAACCCAGUACGUGGACGGGCUUGAUUUUCUCGGCCCCACUUUUCGUGAUACCUGAACCAAUGAAACCGAGUAAACUACAUCUGUUCGUGUACGGUCUCCUCUUUGGAUUAGCUGACACGUGGGCAGCAAUGCCAGACAAUAAGAUGGUAGGGAAAGCAAUCAAGGACCCGGAAAAACUCAAGAUCAUAGCAUCGAACCCGAGAAGAUACACAGGCAAGCCUAGAGUGGGAACAAUGAGGGAAAUUGCUAGGAUGUGCCAAUACAUACAGGAUAACUUCUCUAAGAUUACGGCGCCGUUUUUGACCGUCCACGGCACGGCGGACGGAGUGACGUGCCCUACAUCAUCGCAAUUACUGUAUGAGAAAGCUUCCAGUGAAGAUAAGAGUUUGAAAAUGUACGAGGGGAUGUAUCAUUCGUUGAUACAAGGAGAGCCUGACGAGAAUGCCAAUCUUGUGUUGAAAGACAUGAGAGAGUGGAUUGAUGAGAGGGUCGAGAGGUAUGGUUCUAACAAAAUUGUUGAUUUGAGUGCAAAUUAAGGCAAAAUUAAAAACUGUGAUUAAAUUUGGGGGAAACUUUGGGUUUGUCCAUUCCUUUUAAUGUGGUGAUAUGGAUAAAAGACAUUGUUGUAACGGAAUAAAAGAUUAUGAGAUACAAAUUUGAAGCUUCGUUUGUU
Messenger RNA from Ricinus communis (castor bean), 1228 nucleotides. RefSeq names its product caffeoylshikimate esterase. The record is from RefSeq and is a predicted model, not a curated record. The transcript has 2 exons. NCBI's taxonomy places the organism in Eukaryota, Viridiplantae, Streptophyta, Magnoliopsida, Malpighiales, Euphorbiaceae. Bases 96 to 1091 code for a protein of 331 amino acids. Gene Ontology annotation, cellular component: membrane. Gene Ontology annotation, molecular function: lipase activity.